AUGGAUGAAUACCUGAUUGUUACCUCCAUUGAUAUUGGAACAACAAAAACGGCAUGUGGAUUCUCCACUCGAAAUGACUUUGAAAAUAACCCAUUAAAGGUUAACUUUUUGAAAUGGGAAGAAGGGGUUAUGUUUGGUUGGAAAACUCCGUCCUGUAUUUUGUUUGACAAACAAAAUAAAUUUCAUUCAUAUGGAUAUGAGGCAGAGGAGAAGUAUGCAGAAGUUCUUUCAACAGGGAAACGGGGCGAUUGGUUCUACUUUCGGCAGUUUAAGAAUAAAUUUCAAGAAACGGUGACUGAUGAAAACGAGUACAUCUUGGAGAGUGAGGAUGGAAAAGCUUUCCCAGCCAAGAUCAUUAUUACUUCAGCAUUUAGAUAUUUAAAAGAAAAGUUGCUAUCAGAAAUGCAACUGUCAUAUCCUUCUGUAGAGAAUGAAAAUGUGAAAUGGGUCAUUACUGUGCCAGCAAUGUGGUCAAACAAAGCAAGGAUGUUUUUCAGAGAAUGUGCUUCAGAGGCAGGCAUUCAGUCUAAUCACCUUGCAAUUGCAAUGGAAUCGGAGGCUGCUGCACUCUAUGUUAAUUAUAUCGAAGAGAUGGAGGAAGACAGGAGACGUACUUUUCAGAGUGGCCUGAAAUAUUUGAUUUGUGAUAUUGGCGGUAAGUGCACAAUUAAAGUUAAUUGA
Messenger RNA from Saccostrea cuccullata (small rock oyster), 681 nucleotides. RefSeq names its product heat shock 70 kDa protein 12B-like. The record is from RefSeq and is a predicted model, not a curated record. The transcript has 3 exons. Bases 1 to 681 code for a protein of 226 amino acids. NCBI's taxonomy places the organism in Eukaryota, Metazoa, Mollusca, Bivalvia, Ostreida, Ostreidae.